CUCGACCACAGUAUCUGCUGCUGAGCGUCAGUAGCGUGAUCGACGCAGCACAGAGGAACGAUUUUAUUCCGCGUCAUGUUUUCUUCUGUUUUUAAGAUAAAAACUCUGCAGCUUUUAUUUUUGUGCCUCUUUCUUCUGACUGUGACUGCAGGAACAACAGCACAUGAAAACGGUGCAGCUCCGAAGCCGUUUGUUGGGAUCCUGAACAUCACAGAGUACAGGGUGCAGCUGAGGUGUGAGGUCAGAGGUGUGUCUCCGAAGCCUAGAGUAGAGUGGAGGGACAGCGAUGGAAACAUCCUUCGUGCUGAGGAGCCACAGGUGUCACACAGAGACGGCCGCUAUGACAUCACCCUCCUCACCACGGUGACCAGGACAAACACCAACCUCUUCCACUGCGUGGCCACACAGGAGGAGAUCGGCCAUGUGACUGAAGAAGAGAUCCUUGUUCCAGAUCAGCUGUUCGAGUCCUGCGAUGGAGUCGCUGUGAUCGUUUCUGUAUUGGCUUCUGGAUUCUCUGUCACUAUAUUUGCGUCUCUGUUGCUGUUCUCAGCUUGUAUUAAAUGUUGUUGAUAACAGACAGCAGAUACUUUCAUCUGUCCUUUUUAUUCUCUGCUGUUCUGUUUCCUCUGGUUUUACGGCUGAUGUGUUAUUUAUACCAACAUUGUAUUUAU
Molecule: messenger RNA, 671 nt
Organism: Oreochromis aureus
Lineage: Eukaryota; Metazoa; Chordata; Actinopteri; Cichliformes; Cichlidae
Product: butyrophilin-like protein 1
Exons: 3
Coding region: 76-570 (164 amino acids)
Source: RefSeq, a predicted model, not a curated record